AUGGUUGCGGUUGGCUUCGUUAGCUAUCUACUUCUUCUCGCUACGGCUGUUGGCGCCGUUAGUGUCUCCGAGCUGGUUGGAACAUGGAGCACCAAGUCAAAGAGUGUGUUUACAGGGGAGGGCUUCUUCAAUCCCGUUGAAGAUCGACUCAUCGAACCAAAGCACCCGGGCGUUUCUUAUUCGUUUACGUCGGACGGUUACUAUGAAGCGGCCUACUAUCGCGCUCUCGCCAAUCCGAAGGAUCCUUCCUGCCCCAAAGGAAUCAUGCAAUGGCAGCAUGGCGCAUUCACUCUGUUUGUCAAUGGAUCCCUAGUCUUGACUCCCAUCGCCGUUGAUGGCCGUCAGUUGCUGUCAGACCCGUGCAAGAAGGACAUUGCCACCUAUACCAGAUACAACCAGACAGAGUUCUUCAAGUCGUACGCGGUCUCGACAGAUCCCUACCACAAGGUCCGUCGCCUUGACCUCCAUGGCCACGACGGUGGUCCCUUGCAUCCGAUGUACCUUGCUUACGAAACACCCGAGAUAUUGCCUACGACGACCUUGAACCCGUUGCACACCCAGGCGCACAAGAGCAAGCGUGAUUUGAGUGACAGUUCCAGCUCAUUCGUCAUACAGAACCUGAUUGAGAGCGAGGGCUUGGUCAGCCCUGAGCGGUGGUGGUGGUUUGGUGUCAUAGCGACUUCUCUGGGUGGAAUCGCGUUGAUGUAUGCUUGA
This is a messenger RNA of Aspergillus glaucus CBS 516.65, 714 nucleotides long. RefSeq lists its product as uncharacterized. Gene Ontology annotation, cellular component: endoplasmic reticulum membrane; endoplasmic reticulum. The record is from RefSeq and is a predicted model, not a curated record. Bases 1 to 714 code for a protein of 237 amino acids. Lineage: Eukaryota; Fungi; Ascomycota; Eurotiomycetes; Eurotiales; Aspergillaceae. Gene Ontology annotation, biological process: 'de novo' protein folding. The transcript is spliced from 4 exons.